AUGGCAGCAGUGAAGAAUGCCUGCCCACUGAAACAGUGGAUACAGAGGUCAGGUCAUCUCCAGCCUCAUCUCAAUUUGACGAAUGUUUUCAAAAGUCUCAACACCCUAUGGACGUCCUCAACCCAUAAAGGUCAAGUGUGUGGCCGAGCACUAAGUUAUGAAGUGGUGGACGGCACAAUUGCAGUUCAAUCUUCUAGGCCUACAGCAAACUGUGCUUUGUGUGACGGGGAGCAGUUUGCUGUAGCACACUUAAAGGGGGAGGACUGUGACCGCCUUGAGGCGGGCCAGUCAUACUACCUCAAAAAUUACACCCUGACUGAAAAGUACGGUCAGGCAAAAUUGUUUUUCAUGCCUUCCACCACUGUUUUCAAAGCUGGGGAGGUCAGAGUGUCAAGUGACUUGGAGAUGAACUGCAAUCGUGCCGUCCAUCCACCCUCUCAAGAGUAUAAAUAUGAUAUGGGAAGGAUCGAAGAGUACAGCACUCUACAGGGCAAAAUCGACCAAAUGACUACAACAAGACUUCAAAAUGCAAGUAAUGGUGCUGUGCCAAUACGGCCUAUAGUCUUGCUGGCAUCGGACAAGCAUUUUGAUGUGAUCCUUUGGAGAGAAGCUGCCUUGUCGGACAUCAGCCUGUCUCAGACGGUCACAAUUACCCACCUGCGAAAGGGGAAGGAGGAGCUAAAAUUCAACUCCUCGUCGUACACAGUUGUCACGUUCCUCAAGCACCGUUAUUUUAACGGCAACGAUGGAGGAAUACACACUUCCAUCAUCGGUGUGGAGUGCCGACAUUGA
This is a messenger RNA of Colossoma macropomum (tambaqui), 792 nucleotides long. RefSeq lists its product as uncharacterized. The coding region runs from base 1 to 792 and encodes 263 amino acids. NCBI's taxonomy places the organism in Eukaryota, Metazoa, Chordata, Actinopteri, Characiformes, Serrasalmidae. The transcript is spliced from 4 exons. The record is from RefSeq and is a predicted model, not a curated record.